AUGGUGCGCACAGGCAAGCAGAGCGUGAAGCUGCUGACAAGAGCACCUGAGCACUAUUACGACACCCUCCGCCUCCGCCACGAACCCAAACCCGAAGCCGAACCUCCAGCCACCCGUCUUGCCCGUCUUGCCCGUCUUGCCCGUCUCGAUGUUGCUGACCCACACGAUGAUCGACAUGGGGCGCCUGAAGCCAAGACUAGGCCCGACUUGACUUUGAAGGUUCUCGAGAUCCCUGUCAGCUUCACUCAAUCGGGAUUGAAUCUUUUUGCUCCAACUGACGCCGUCUCCCACUCCUCCGAAUCGUUCAAUUCCGUGGUCCACCUCCCAGGCCUUCUUGCUCUCCAUUUGCCCUGUAAUCGCCACGACAAUGAGCUUUCUCCGUUAUUCCACCCUUUAACGUCGUCCAACGCCGCCCUCUCGCCUUCCUCCACCGCCGCCGAAUCUCGUCAGCGAACAGCACCCCCGAUUUACGAGCCUACCCUACCUGCCCUAAUCACCGGCGGUGGUGACGACCAUGGUAUCAACCAUGGCGAGUCCGAGGUCCUCUCCUUCGUCGCCGUCUACCUCGCCCCCGUCGUCGGCAGCCUCGUCCGCUGGCGACGACGCCGACAGCGACGUUUGCGAGUCUCCUUUCAAUACCUUGCCCGACGAGAUAAUCGAACAGUACGCGAUACACCCAUGACGGACUCGCAGAUCAUUCUCCUCGCCGACCCCGACUCUUUUGCCUCCCUUACCCUCGUCAACUCGAAAUGGAGAAGGGUCUCCCAACAGGCCCAUCUCUACGCCCACCAUCUCUCCAAGUGCCCUUCCUACGCCGCCUGCCACGCCGCCCUCUCCCCCGCCCUCGUCGAUGACGCGCAGCUUCCCAAGCUGAGAAGGCUUUUCGCCCGUGAGAUCAAACGCAACCUGUUCCAGGCCUACCUUCGUCCUUCCGAAACCCGCAUCAAGCUCAUAUCCAAUUCCAUCAGCUCCGCCUCCUGCCCCGGAGGCGAGGGUUUGCGCUUCAGUCCUUCCCCGAGGGGUCACCACCUUCUCGCCUACAACUCGUCCCGUAUCUAUGUCAUCGACGUCCGCGGCCCCGCCUCCGAGAUCUGUGUGAAGCGGGAGUUCAAGAUUCUCCGUCGCCCUGUCGCCGCUUGCAUCAAGGACGAUGCCACCCUGUUGGCCGUCCUGUCCAUGGAGAUGCAGGUCGACAUCUUUGAUCUCCAGAAGUCGCCCCCGAAACGCGUCCAGUCCGUCCUUCUCGACCACAAGCCUCGCACGAUAGCUCUUUCGCCCUGCGGUAGCGUCCUCGCCGCCGCGUACGAGGGUGGUAUAGAGGUUUCCUCCCUCAGCUCCGAUGCCAUCACGGGCCAGCGCGCCGUCAAGUGCGAUGCCGUAGAUUCGCUGGCCUUUUCCCCCGACGGCACCCAGCUGCUCGGUACCACCACCCACUCACCACACCAAAAUACCGUUAUCCUGACCGCGCCCUAUUACGAUCCCGGAAGCCACAUGGCCGAGGACAACAUCAGCGCCCUCUGGACCACGUCCAUCCUGUUUCCCAAUUCCAGCCGUGACUGCAGCCACGCCAUCCUCAUCCAGGAUUCCGAGAACGAGGAGGCGAGCUGGACAUUCACGUACGAUCGAAGUUUUGAGACCUUCCGUGCUGUUCGCAUCGGCGACCUGCGGAACGGCACCACUUACUUCACCGGCCCACUUCCCAAGUCUUCGUCUUCGGCUCCCUUGCGGUGGAAACUCGCCACGCACCGUCCCCGGGUGCCGGGCACCGAGGAAGCUAGGCUUCCCAAGUGGCAAGUCCUGUGCGACAAUCAAAGAAACACCCUCAUCUCUGGCCAAAAGAUUACCGAACUUGAGCCCAUCACCCAUGUCAAGUGGGUCACCGGCUUCGGCGGACGGGCUUCCCAGGAAAGGCUCGUCGUGAUGGCGCGCGGAGUAAACGGCUACCAACCCAUCACCGAAGAGGAGGACAUUGAUUUCGUGGAUGGCGGCAUCAUUUCGCUUCUCGACUUUGACUGUGGCUUUGAGAAUGGCCAGAGGACCGACAUCACCAUCGACGUCGGCACCGACAGCCCUGAAAUCCUAGAGGAGGAGCAGCGUGAUAUUGAUGCCGAGGUAGCCCUGGUCAGGAGGCGCACAGUUGCCCAGCGGCGAGGUGGGCCGCGAGGAGCCCUUCAACGGAUGGCUACCACGCCCAUCCCUCCCGCAAACCCUCGCCUACCGCCCAUGCCAAAUCACCCGAGCCGAGGUGGUUUCCGAAGCGAUGACGAUGAUGACGACGACCCCUUGCAGCCCCGGAGAAUCGGCGUCCUGCCCAGCACCCUACCCCACCACAAUCGGGUGGCUUUCCACGAUGAUAACGACGUCGAUUCCAUCGAAGAACAGGAAGCUCUGGACGCGCCAUAUACGCAGGCUAAUCCUCGAUCUGUCUCGACUCUGCGUCGGGCUGCCACCGCCGCCGCCAUGAACCAACGACUCCGCGACAACCGUUUCGAAUAUCGCCGCGCCGAUGGCCGGCGCGAGCACCCGCACGAGAGCGACGCCGAUAAUUGGGUGCCGCCGCCGCCGCCGUACCAAAAGGAUGCCAUUGUGGAUCUGCCGGCGUUCCUACGCCACCCCGCCAUCCCGCCCGGCAACCCGUCCGACCCCAGGAUUCACCCUCUGGCGCCUCGUCUAGCCGAGCCGAGCGGUCGUGGGCCCGAAUCAACAGCAUCGCGAGUCCUCCUCGCAACGGCGUCGCCCCUCUCGGACACGUUUUCCGACGCCCGAUUCACCGUCUCCACCAUGCAGUCGCCGACGAGUGCCACCGCCGCGCGCUACUGGGAUGAGGCUGCUGUUGCGGAUCGUCGGUUGACGCAAUCUCCCGUGAGCGAUUCCGCGGCCGAGACAUAUUCUGCCCGUUAUAGCAUUCGAGGGCCGUACUCGGAUCCGUUGGCGCUGAACCCUCCCUUUGGUGCGGCUUCGGGUGCGUCCUCGGGCGCGGCUUCAACUGGAAAGCCACUGCCACGAAUCCCGCAGAGGCGGCAAAGGAGCGGAACGCAAGGGUCGACUGACGGAGAGGCGCAAAGCCCGCCAUCAGGCUCGUCCCGGGAUUCGCGGCCUUCGGGAGCCCGCGCCACCAGCGCGCAGCUGCAGUCCUCCCCACGCCGCGGGGCGCGCCUCUCCUUGACUUGCACAUCCCCUCACCGACCCUGUCCACCGCCGGGUUCGGUCUUUUACUACGUCGUGGCUGCCGGUGGCGCCCGGAGGAGAGGCGGGACCAUCGUCCGCUACAGCGCAGCACCCUCGCGUCAUGACGCCUGGAGCGUGGGGCCGUCCCCCGUCCCCUCCCGAGCUGCCCCUCAUCAUCAGCACGCCAACGGGGGUGUCUGGCGCCUACGAUCCCCGGACCGUCACCCGUCCCUGCGUCGGGCAGAAACCCCCGUUUUCGCCCCGACGCCCCGCCGGCCCCAGCCCAGGACAGAACCGGGUGUCCCGGGCCCCUCGCACUUCGAUAUCCUCGAGACAGGCCAAGAUCCACCGUCGCCGCAGCCGCAUCAUUCGGCGUACGGGCUCGAGACGGAGCGUCACGAGGCCCGUCAAGGCGCCUCGCCGGGUCAAGCUGCCCAACGCGAGAAGCGGAGCCCCUCGUCUGUGCGGCAGCCGGCCGAGACGGAACAAUCCGGAGACUGGGUGGAUGAAUUUGACCCUAGUCUCGAUGACAAGGGCAAGGACAAGAAGUGUAUCAUCAUGUAA
Parascedosporium putredinis is the source of this 3732-nucleotide messenger RNA. NCBI's taxonomy places the organism in Eukaryota, Fungi, Ascomycota, Sordariomycetes, Microascales, Microascaceae. The record is from the annotation of a GenBank genome assembly.